Molecule: messenger RNA, 738 nt
Organism: Volvox carteri f. nagariensis
Lineage: Eukaryota; Viridiplantae; Chlorophyta; Chlorophyceae; Chlamydomonadales; Volvocaceae
Exons: 5
Coding region: 1-738 (245 amino acids)
Source: RefSeq, a predicted model, not a curated record
AUGGCGGCAGAAUCACAGUCAUUAGCGGGCGUCAACGUCGUGCUUGGCGCCGGUGGUCGCACCGGUCUGGAGUGCGUCAAGCGCCUGGUAGCAGUCUCAGAUCUGCCGACCCGCGCCGUCCUGCGCGACCCCACCAAGCUUGCGGGCGUCCUCGAGCCCAACAGCAAGCUGCAGAUCGUCAAGGGCAACGUCACAGACGAGGCCAGUCUGAGAGAGGUCCUCAAAGACGCCCGAGGGGUCAUCUUUGCUGCCGCCGGCACGGGUUACUGGUCGGCCAGCGACGUCGACUUUAAGGGCGUUGAGAAGGUCGCGGCCGUGUCCAAGGAGUUGGGUGUCCGACGUGUUGUGUUGGUGUCGUCCAUGCUGGUCACCAGGAAGCACUGGUUGCACCCUAUUCGGCUCAUCCUCAACAAUAUUCGGUAUGGUCUCAUGGACAACAAGCUCCGCGGCGAGGACGCUCUUAGAUCCAGUGGUGUCGAGUACACCAUCAUCCGCCCUGGGGGGUUGGGUAACGGCCCCGGGGGCCAUGUCACCUUCGUGACGGGUCAAGGUGACGUCAUUGCGGGAGCAGGAUCCAUCAACCGCGCGGACGUGGCGAGCGUGUGUGUUUCGGCUCUCACCCACCCUGGAGCCGCCAACAUCACCCUCGAGCUCUUCAGCCGACCGGGGCUCCCGGAGGGGGGGUACGAGGCGGCGCUGGAGGCCGUGUGGAAGGGACUGAAGCCCGGGCUGCAUUAA